Molecule: messenger RNA, 1250 nt
Organism: Malus domestica (apple)
Lineage: Eukaryota; Viridiplantae; Streptophyta; Magnoliopsida; Rosales; Rosaceae
Product: protein MIZU-KUSSEI 1-like
Biological process (GO): hydrotropism
Source: RefSeq, a predicted model, not a curated record
CCAACCGUACACCACCAGAGGCCCCUUCCUCUCAAAUUUCUAAAACCCAGAAGAUUCAACCUUUCAACAUUUGGAAUUUGAAACCAUAAAACCCCAAAUCCCAAGAAUCCGACCCCAAUUACCCAAAAACCAUGACCAAGAUCGACACCCUCCGUCGAUUUCUCCUCCCCUGCUUGUCCCCCUCCUCCGCCAAAUCCACCCACUCCGCCGCCGCCGCCCCCAAGAAGCGCCUCAGCACCUCCUUGCGCGACGACCUGGACGACAUCAACGCCGCCGCCACCAAAAGCUUAGACCCCAAGGACCAAGAUUCACAAUCUUCCACCUCGCCCACCCAAAACGACGGCGUGGCGAUUCCGGCCCAGCAGACCCGCCCCUCCAAAUCCAUGGUCAUCGGCACAAUCUUCGGCCACCGCCGCGGCCACGUGUGGUUGUGCAUCCAGCACGACCGCCUCUCCACCAAACCCACCCUCCUCCUCGAGCUCUCGGUCUCGACCUACCAGCUAGUCAACGAGAUGCGAUUCGGGCUCGUCCGCGUGACCCUCGAGUGCGACGAGUCGGACCGGCCCCAGCUCGCUGAUUGCCCGCUCCGAUCCGUCCCCAUUUGGACCGUUCACUGCAACGGCCGCAAACUCGGGUCCGCGGCAAGAAGAAAAGCGAGCGAGAAGGUGAAAUUGAUGCUGAAGAUGAUGCAGUCGACGACGGUCGGAGCCGGGGUAAUGCCGGCAGGGUUCGCGCUCGGGUCGGAGGCGGAGUCGGGUCAGGAAGUAAUGUACAUGAGGGCGAAUUAUGAGCACGUGGUGGGGAGCGCUGACUCGGAGUCGUUUCAUCUGAUUAACCCGGAUCAGUGCCCGGGUCAAGAACUCAGUGUCUUCCUUCUCCGGUCCAGGCACUCUUGAAUCUGUGAGCAAAGAUUCAAAGACCACAGUUUUAUUUAAUUCCGUGAGCAAAGAUUCAAAGGCCACAGUCUCUUUUGAAAUGAGUGGGAAUUUGAAAACUAGGUGUUUUCUGGAGCUUUAGGAUUUGGGGAUUUUCUUGGAAGAGAAAUUAUAUUUUUCGUAGAAGUUGGUAAUUAUGUUUUUGUGCAGAUUGAUUAGGUUUUUUUAGGGCUAGCUUAGCUGAAUCCCACAAUAUCAACUGUACAUUGUGUAUCAUCUCAGAGGUGAUCAACAGAUUAAUCGAAAUCGUGAUGAAAUUUCAUAUCAUUUCUCAGUUUUGCACCUUCUAUGUGAAUUUGAGUGCGUACGGAUUUU